This is a messenger RNA of Sapajus apella (tufted capuchin), 6213 nucleotides long. It is a transcript of the gene NAALADL2, whose product is annotated as N-acetylated alpha-linked acidic dipeptidase like 2. Bases 2813 to 5149 code for a protein of 778 amino acids. The transcript is spliced from 17 exons. NCBI's taxonomy places the organism in Eukaryota, Metazoa, Chordata, Mammalia, Primates, Cebidae. The record is from RefSeq and is a predicted model, not a curated record.
AAUUGAUGAUUUCAUUGUUUUGUUUUAGUGCUUUAAAUAUGCUACAUUGUCUUUGAUAGUUUUUUAUGAAAAGUUGGCUGUAAUUCUCAUCUUUGUUCUCUUGUAGAUAAUAUGUUUUUUUUUCUCCAGCUGCACUCACUAAAGCAUGACCCUCUGGGGUCUCUUCUCAGUGUCCCUAGUGAUCUUGGAUACCUCUUCAUUCUAAAUGGUGGCAAUCUGUCUUCUGAACUACUGUGGACUCUGAAAAUAGUUUGCCCUUCAGUUUUCCAGUGAUUCUUUUCCUGGUCUUAAGUGAUUUCUACUCACACACGGGCAGAUAAAUUGUGAGUUAAUACCUGAAAUGGAUCUCUAUGCAGAUCUUCAGAGAUAUAUAUUUGGAUAGCCAUAGUAUCCUCAGUAUUGCUUCCCACAAAUUUUAGCUGCCUUGACCUCCCCAGAUUGAUCUCUGUCUCCUCAACUCAGUGAGACAGCAAAGCUCUUCUUUCUUUCUCUGCUACCUCUUAGAGACUUCAUGGGGAUUCAUUUUCUUGUCUUCCUUCUCUCAGAGUCAUAGUUCAGUGCUCUUGUUCAUUGCCUGAAAACAGUGUUUUUAUAUAGUUAUUUUGGUUUUCUUAAUAAGAUGGGCACAUAAGCCUGGUAUGUGUUACUUCACCUUUAUUGAAGUGGAAACCUACAGUUUCUUUUGAACAAAGAUAACUAGUGCCAGCAAAUAAGCUUGAAUUUUAAUGAUAUGCUGAUAUUGUAUAUAUCUCCAUCUGGAUAAUUUAUUCUAAGUACUUCUCUUAUUGAUUUAUUUUUGACCAAUACCAUACCAAUGUAAUUAUUUUAUCUAUUUUUAAUGAAUAUCAACAUUUAAAUUACAGUUUUAUAAUUAUACCACUGGCAUAUUUUUAAUUUCAUGUAAAUUUCAAAUAUACUUAGACUGUGACUGUUUGUUUCCAGAUAUUGGUAAGAUCCACUGGAAUCUCAAAUUAUUUCUUUGGAAUUACAGAAUUUUUUGCAGAGGUGAGGUGAAAGAGUAAUUUCAUAUUGUUGAUAUUGUUGCUUUCUGUGAGCUCUUGCUUUAACUGAAUAAAUUCAGUUUAGAGAUCUUCUUGUCAUCUAUGCUUGCUGAAUGUUUUUACAUUGUGUUGCCCCAGAUUUGAAAUUAAUCUUUAUUUACAAAAUCUACCCACAAAAGACAUAUAAAAUAACACUUUAUUAAAUAUCUGGAUUUGGAGGGACAGCACUUCAGCGUAGUACUAACAAACAGUUUCACAUGAAAUAUUAGACAUCUCUGGUUUUGAAAGUCCUUUUGUUACUCUAACACCAGAUUUUAACUUGGCCACUUCCUUCAGCCUCAGGUCCUGCCUUCGUUUAAUUCAAUAUUGCUGAUGUAUUUUUUUUUUUCUUUCUUUCCCUUGUUGGUCCUCUUCUCUGUACCCACCUAUCCUUACAUUUUUGAUCAUUUAUGAUGCAAAGCAGAUUAGCUAGCCUUGUGAAUGUACUGGAACCUAACAUAGCAGGCGUUUUGAUCCUACUUUCACCCCAAGUGAAUUAUCAAUGAUAUUUUUUCUAAAUUAAUUCCCUCUUUAAGAAUGAUUAUGUUCCUCACCGUUAAGAUAAUGAAUUCUCCCCCACACUACCUUUGUAAAAAUGAUGCUUCGUAUUUUGCCUUUUCAUUUUAUAUUUUAAUUUUUUGAAAUUGUGAAUGCAUAUUGUUCCUAGCUUUAAUGGCUGUGGUAGCACUUCACAUGCCGCUGCCUUAAACAUCGUCUGGGGCAAGAGCAGCAACAAAGUGUCUAUGUAUAUGUUUCAUAAGAAAAAAUGUUUAUAUAAAGAGCCAUAUGAAAAGCAUCUAUAAUAGAAAUCCAGUUACUAUAUAAAAUUCCCAAUUCAAGACAUAAAACAUGAAAUGCUUAUAUUCAGUUAUGCCCAUGAAUCUAAUCAAGGAUUAUGUAUAUUUUUAUUUGUUUUACUAUCAAGAGAGUUGACUAAUUACUAAACAGUUAAGUAGUCUUUUCUAUAGGGAAAUGAAAAUAUUUGUACACAUGAGUAGAUGAAGUUAUAUAUUGUCAAUCCUGCUUCACAUUUGGGCUCUUUUUUUCUUAAGGGUAUGUUUGCUUUUGUGUUAUUGUUUCUUGUUUCUUGAAAAUUUUAUUAAUGUUUUUAUAUUUUUCUUCGAUCUAAUGUAUUAUGUUUUAUUAUCAGCCUCUGGAGAGUGUAACUAAAGACAAUUUGGAAAACAAUAGCACUGCUUUUUACUCAGUAAAACUCUUUCAUCAUUGAUUUGUGCUCUCCCAAGAAUUACAUGUAUGUCACCAUUAGUAAAUUACUACACUGGGUACCUGAGGCUAGUCAAAAGAAAUGAUGGCUUGCUACCUACUUCCAAGUGUGCUGAUACCUAGUUGAAGUCAUAGAAUAUUCACCUGUGAAAUUACUUAUAUAAAAUGUUUACAAAUGAGUUCAAAUUUAAUACUCUAAGUAUAUGUCAGAAAUGAAACAAAGAUUCUGAGAGAGCAAUCAUAGUGAAGCAGUAUUAUCAGAAAGGAAUCAUGAGUGAGGCAAAAUCCUCUUCCUUGAAGACAAAAUGAAAUGGUGUCUUGAAAGUCUUUAACAUGGAGCUGAGCAAAUAGAGGCCAAGGGAAGAAAAGGAUAAUUUAGGUGAAAUUUAGUUUAUAUGAAGAAAACGAUUGAAAACACGGUUCACAGAGGCUGGGUUACAAAGCAAGGGCAGCCCUGCACCAUUUCCUGAUUGCAGAGAAAACAGCUGUUGCUCUGGGGCUGAUUUCAUACAGCUGGAGAGCUCCAACUUCAGGUAGCAGGGAAAAAGAUGGCCUAUCAGAAGGUCAAUGCAGAUCAAAGAGCUCCAGGACACUCACAGUACUUAGACAAUGAUGACCUUCAAGCCACUGCCCUUGACUUAGAGUGGGACAUGGAGAAGGAACUAGAGGAGCCUGGUUUUGACCAAUUCCAGCUAGACAGUGCUGAGAAUCAGGACCUAGGGCAUUCAGAGACUACAGACCUCAAUCUUGAUUCCAUUCAACCAGCAACUUCACCCAAAGGAAGGUUCCAGAGACUUCAAGAAGAAUCUGACUACAUUAGCCAUUAUACACGAUCUGCACCAAAGAGCAAUCGCUGCAACUUUUGCCACCUUUUAAAAAUACUUUGCACAGCCACCAUUUUAUUUAUUUUUGGGAUUUUGAUAGGUUAUUACGUACAUACAAAUUGCCCUUCAGAUGCUCUAUCUUCAGGAACAGUUGAUCAUCAGUUAUACCAAGAGAUUCUCAAGACAAUCCAGGCAGAAGAUAUUAAGAAGUCUUUCAGAAAUUUGGUACAACUAUAUAAAAGUGAAGAUGACAUGGAAGUUUCAAAGAAGAUUAAGACUCAGUGGGCUUCGUUGGGCCUAGAAGAUGUACAGUUUGUAAAUUACUCUGUGCUGCUGAAUCUGCCAGGCCUUUCUCCCAGCACUGUGACUCUAAGCAGCAGUGGUGAGUGCUUUCAUCCUGAUGGCCGGCCUUGCGGUGAAGAAGCCAGAAAAGAUAGCAGCCAAGACCUCCUCUACUCAUAUGCAGCCUAUUCUGCCAAAGGAACUCUCAAGGCUGAAGUCAUUGAUGUGAGUUAUGGAAUGGCAGAUGAUUUAAAAAGGAUUAGGAAAAUGAAAAAUGUAACAAAUCGGAUCGCACUCCUGAAAUUAGGAAAAUUGCCGCUGCUUUAUAAGCUUUCCUUAUUGGAAAAAGCUGGAUUUGGAGGUGUUCUUCUAUAUAUUGAUCCUUGUGAUUUACCAAAGACUGUGAAUCCUAGCCACGAUACCUUCAUGGUGUCACUGAAUCCAGGAGGAGACCCUUCUACGCCUGGUUACCCAAGUGUCGAUGGAAGUUUUAGACAAAGCCGAUCAAACCUCACCUCCCUGUUAGUACAGCCCAUAUCUGCCUCCCUGGUUGCAAAACUGAUCUCUUCGCCAAAAGCUAGAGCCAAAAAUGAUGUCUGUAGCCCUCUAGAGCUUCCAAAUAAUGAAAUAAAAGUCAUCAGCAUGCAAGUUCAGACAGUCACAAAAUUGAAAACAGUAACUAACGUUGUUGGAUAUGUAAUGGGCUUGACGUCUCCAGACCGGUAUAUCAUAGUUGGCAGCCAUCAUCAUACUGCACACAGUUAUAAUGGACAAGAAUGGGCCAGUAGUACUGCAAUAAUCACAGCGUUUAUUCGUGCCUUGAUGCCAAAAGUUAAAACAGGGUGGAGACCAGACCGAACUAUUGUUUUCUGUUCUUGGGGAGGAACAGCUUUUGGCAAUAUUGGCUCAUACGAAUGGGGAGAGGAUUUCAAGACGGUUCUUCAGAAAAAUGUUGUGGCUUAUGUUAACCUCCAUAGUCCCAUAAGGGGUAAUUCUACUCUACGUCCGGUAGCAUCACCAUCUCUUCAGCAACUGGUAGUAGAGAAAAAUAAUUUCAACUGUACCAGAAGAACUCAGUGCCCAGAAACCAAUAUCAGUUCUAUACAGAUACAAGGUGAUGCUGAUUAUUUCAUCAACCAUCUUGGAGUUCCCAGCGUGCAGUUUGCUUAUGAGGACAUCAAAACAUUAGAGGGUCCAAGUUUUCUCUCUGAGGCCUUUUUUUCUACACAAUCAACAACAGUUGAAGAAAUGGAUCCGUUUUUCAACCUUCAUGAAACCAUUACUAAGCUUUCGGGAGAAGUGAUUUUGCAAAUUGCCAACGAACCUGUUCUGCCCUUUAAUGCACUUGAUAUAGCUUUAGAAGUUCAGAACAACCUUAAAGGUGAUCAACCCAACACUCAUCAACUGUUAGCCAUGGCGUCACGCCUGCGGGAGAGUGCUGAACUUUUUCAGUCUGAUGAGAUGCGACCUGCUAAUGAUCCCAAGGAGAGAGCGCCCAUCCGCAUCCGGAUGCUGAAUGACAUUCUUCAAGACAUGGAGAAAAGCUUUCUGGUGCAGCAGGUGCCACCAGGUUUUUAUAGAAACAUCCUGUACCACCUUGAUGAACAGACAAGCCAGUUUUCAAUACUCAUGGAGGCUUUGGAAUGCUGCAAACCCCUUGCGCCAGAUGAGACCCUUCAAGAAGCCCGGUCAGAGGUGUUGAACAGCAUUAAUUCAGCUCAGGUUUACUUCAAAGCGGGACGUGAUGUGUUCAAGAGCAUCUUGGAUGGGAAGAAUUGAGAAAACUCUGAGAAUUUUUAAAAGUUUGUUUACAAUUUCACAAGCAAAAGCUGUAAUUUAACCAGAUUUUCUGACAUUGAAGGCUUAUUUUCCCCAAUGGCUUUUUGACAAGUUUAAAGCUAUUAUUACAUUGUAUUUUUUAAAUGUACACAUAAAAAGAACAUUUUGCACAUUUAAUAUUUUUCUUGUAUCUACAUUUCUAAAUAUGUAAAGCAAGUAAUUGAAAUGGUACUUAAGAAUUACCCAUUAAAAAUAAAUCAUAUAUAUACAUAUAUAUAUAUAUAUAUAUGAACUAUUUUGAUGAUGAAGUUCCAAGAAGUUCUGGACUAUCUUUGUUCCUAUCAGCAGAGCAUAUAAGGACACAGUUUAUUCCCUCUGAUAGAGCUAUUAAUGACCUAGUUUCUGUAUAAGAAAUGGAGAUUGAUAUGGUUUCAGAAUAAUUUCACUAUUAAGUGUUCAAUAUGAAGAAUUCAAGUAUUCUGACUGAGUGAUUGGUUGACCUAAACCACUUUGAAUGUUUCUAUUUUAUGAAAUGAAGUUUCUCUUCUUAACACAACUAGAUGUAGUAAUACACUGGUUAUGAAAUUGUAUUUUUUUAAGUAUGAAUGAAAAAAGAGCCAUAAGCAUUCCAGGGAAAAAUCUCAAGGUACGCAGAGCAAUUUAAAUGCAAAUUUUUUUCCCAACAGCUUAAAAGGUGACUAGCUUUGAAACCCCUAAUUUGCCUCAGUUGGUUUUCUAAGAAUUUCAGGAGUGAUGUAUGUCUUAUAAGGGAGAAAAAUAUUUCUUAUUACCUUUUCUCGUUUCUGUUGGAAACACUGAAACAGGGACUCCUUUAAAAUGAAAACAUCUCACAUUGGUUUUCUUUCUUGAAUCUUUCCUGAAACUCCUUGCUGUAAGGCAGCUUUCACAGAGUACUACAUAUUUUCCACAGUAAAGUAGCAGUUUCUCUUUGAAACCCAAAAUAUCUUCUAAAGCAUCAAAUUUCUAUUUCUGCCUCUGACAAAAAGAACUUACUAUAAAAGAAAUAGUUGUUUUUAUCAAUAAAAGCUCUUUAAUUCUAUGAA